This is a messenger RNA of Staurois parvus, 520 nucleotides long. The record is from the annotation of a GenBank genome assembly. Lineage: Eukaryota; Metazoa; Chordata; Amphibia; Anura; Ranidae.
AAGUGUCCAGACUGGAAGAGGGGGGGAAAGUGUCCGGACUGGAAGGGGGUGAAAGUGUCUGGACUGGAAGGGGGGGGAAAGUGUCCGGACAGGAAGGGGGUGAAAGUGUCCGGACUGGAAGGGGGUGAAAGUGUCCGGACUGGAAGGGGGGGUGAAAGUGUCCGGACAGGAAGGGGGGGAAAGUGUCCGGACUGGAAGGGGGGGAAAGUGUCCGGACUGGAAGGGGUGAAAGUGUCCGGACUGGAAGGGGGUGAAAGUGUCCGGACUGGAAGAGGGGGUGAAAGUGUCCGGACAGGAAGCGGGUGAAAGUGUCCGGACUGGAAGGGGGGGAAAGUGUCCGUACUGGAAGGGGGGGAAAGUGUCCGGACUGGAAGGGGGUGAAAGUGUCCGGACUGGAAGGGGGUGAAAGUGUCCCGGACAGGAAGGGGGUGAAAGUGUCCGGACAGGAAGGGGGUGAAAGUGUCCGGACUGGAAGGGGGUGAAAGUGUCCGGACUGGAAGGGGGUGAAAGUGUCCGGACA